AUGGCGCCACCAGGUCCGAAUGAGUUGUCGAUCGUGGACAUUUCUUUACUUCCGUCCAUACUUGGUGUUGACGGGAUGCCCAAGGGUCCUUGCAAGAGAGGCACCGGCCUGAAGAACGCCAAGGGAAACCUCAUCGGUGCCCGUGAUAAGCAGCAGCAUGCUGAAGCACGGCGCGUCUGGAACCGCGCGUUCGGCAGUGCCUCUAUCAAGACUUAUGAACCCAUCGUGAUUCGACACACUGCUCAGCUUGUUGAUGAACUGAAGAAGAAUUUUGACUUCAUGGGCGAUUUUGCAUUCGGCGAAUCAUUUGAUUUGUUACAAAAUGGAGAUAAGAGUGGUCUGGUACACAUGAUGGAGGAGGGCCUGUACCUCCCAUCACUCAUGCAGCAUAUCCCAUGGUGUAGUGAAGCAUUUGUAAUGUUUCCCUUCUUUGGGAAGCAGAUGAGACGCUUGGGCGAAUUUUCCUUCCAUCAGGUUUCAAAGCGACUGCGAGAAGGUUCCAUUCGUGACGACCUAUUCUACCACCUUAAUGCUGAAACCCAACAGGACGGUGCAGGUCCACCUCCCUUGUCUGUCACAGUGUCCAACUCAGUGACAGCUAUCGUUGCGGGCUCCGAUACUACGGCAUCUGCGCUCAGCAAUGCCUUGUAUUACAUACUUUCUCAUCCACCUUGUUAUGCGCGUCUACAAGCUGAAGUGAAUGCUACAUUUCCGAUCGAAAAUGGAGAACCAACAGACUCAGCCAAGCUCGCACAAAUGGAGUAUCUCGAUGCUGUGAUCAUCUUCGUCCCGGAAGGCACAGCUAUCCACGUACCACCGUUCCUCUACCAUCGUGACCCUCGAUACUUUUCCCCAGACCCUGAUCGGUUCUGGCCCGAGCGCUGGUUGUCACGCGCAGAUGCGGAUGUUGUACUGAACACGAGUGCGUUCAUUCCUUUCUCAAUGGGACCUGCAAACUGUGUAGGGAGGCCGCUCGCACUCAUUGAGAUUCGCAUGGUCUUGGCUUAUAUGCUCCAAACAUUCGACAUACGCUUUGUAAGCGGUUUCGAGCCAAGGGUAUACGAGGAGCAGUUGCAGGACCUUCUUGUAACUCGCAGGGGGGCUUUGCCGGUGACUCUGACUCUUCGCGCUGGUCGUUAA
This is a messenger RNA of Fibroporia radiculosa, 1140 nucleotides long. RefSeq lists its product as uncharacterized. The coding region runs from base 1 to 1140 and encodes 379 amino acids. The transcript is spliced from 7 exons. Lineage: Eukaryota; Fungi; Basidiomycota; Agaricomycetes; Polyporales; Fibroporiaceae. The record is from RefSeq and is a predicted model, not a curated record. Gene Ontology annotation, molecular function: oxidoreductase activity, acting on paired donors, with incorporation or reduction of molecular oxygen; iron ion binding; monooxygenase activity.